AUGGCGGCCCCGCGGCUGCAGCUGACGCUGGCGCUGCUCAAACCGGACGCGGUCGCGCACCCGCUGGUGCGGGAGGCCGUGCACGCCGCCAUCCUCCGCCACCGGUUCCUCAUCGUGCGCGCCAAGGAGCUGCGGUGCGGCCCCGAGCAGAGCCGCCGCUUCUACCGGGAGCACGCGGGGCGGUUCUUCUACCAGCGGCUCGUGGAGUUCAUGGCCAGUGGCCCCAUGUGGGCUUACAUCCUGGCCCACGAGAACGCUGUCCCUCACUGGAGAUCCCUGAUGGGACCCACCAAAGUGUUCCGAGCCCGACACAGUGACCCGGACUCCAUCCGAGGAGCCUACGGCCUCACGGACACCAGGAACACCACCCACGGCUCAGACUCACCCGCCUCAGCCAGCAGAGAAAUUGCCUUUUUCUUCCCCGAGUUCGAUGAGCGGCGCUGGUACGAGCAGGACGAGCCGCGGCUGCGCCGGGGGCAGGUGUUCUACAGCCCCGAGGAGCGCGUGCACCGCGUGCUCCGGGCAGGCCAGGCACAGGUACAGAUCCAGGGAUCUGCGGGACAUUGCUGCUGUCCCUGUCCCCAGCAGUGUCCAGGGUGGAUCUGCUCAGGAUCCUGUGAAUCUCAGGAUUCACACAGGUCUGAGAGCUGCUGUCCCCGAUGCUGCUGAUACUUUAUUGGUGUUUUUUAAAUUGGUGGUUUGUUGAUUCCUGGAGGAUUUACUCGGUUUUGUGUGUUUUUCUUGUAGUUAUUAAACUUGACUGUUUUUACCUUU
This is a messenger RNA of Neopelma chrysocephalum (saffron-crested tyrant-manakin), 774 nucleotides long. RefSeq names its product NME/NM23 nucleoside diphosphate kinase 6 (gene NME6). Lineage: Eukaryota; Metazoa; Chordata; Aves; Passeriformes; Pipridae. The coding region runs from base 1 to 669 and encodes 222 amino acids. The record is from RefSeq and is a predicted model, not a curated record. The transcript has 6 exons. Gene Ontology annotation, biological process: CTP biosynthetic process; GTP biosynthetic process; UTP biosynthetic process. Gene Ontology annotation, molecular function: nucleoside diphosphate kinase activity.